UAGACCGGUCAAAUAUACAUGUACUGGUCUCUCUGCAUGGGAAUUGAGUUAAUGGUUAAAGAUUUCAGCUAUUUUAUUUGUAUAUGCCACAAUAUGUUUAUAUAUAGGUCUGUCCUCUGAGUUUAUGUGACAGACCAACUUUUGCUACUGAGUCCAACACUGAUACCUGCUUCUGCUUUUGAGUGAGUAUCAUCAUCACCAACACCAGCAACAGAAACCAGUGUUUUCCUUUCCUUCUAUCAUUUUCAAGAGUCCUCUCAUAUCUUGAUAACUCAUAUGGCAGCUUUUUCAUACCAAUACCAACAACCCUUUCUUGUUGACUCUACAUACUUCACCAAUAUAAACACUUCUCUUCCUCCUUCUCAUCUUUUUCAUAAUCAUCAAGAACUCUCUCUCAGUAAUCAAGAAACUAGUUGUGUUGAUCAAAACUCUAAGAAUAGCAUAAGUAACAACCAGAGUCCUGAAUCAUCCAUGGUAGUGGACAAUCUUGAAAAGGGUGAACAAGUUACUCAGAAAGCUGUUACUUCUAUGGAGAAGAAAAGAAGAAUCAGAAAUAAGACUUCUUUGACUAAGGAUAUCUCAAAAGAAGAGAAAAGCAAAAAACAAAAGAAGAGUAGUGGUGAAGGGAUGAAAGGAGAGGAAAAGAAAAAAGAAGAGAAGAAGGAUCAAAAGAAAAAUGUUGAAGAAGUUCCAACUGGUUAUAUCCAUGUCAGAGCAAGAAGGGGUCAGGCAACAGAUAGCCACAGCCUUGCUGAAAGGGUGAGAAGAGAGAAAAUAAGUGAAAGAAUGAAGAUAUUGCAGCAACUUGUGCCGGGCUGUGAUAGGGUAACCGGAAAGGCCCUUGUGUUGGAUGAAAUAAUCAAUUAUGUACAGUCCUUACAAAAUCAAGUAGAGUUCUUGUCAAUGAAACUUGCUUCAGUGAAUCCAAUCUUCUUUGACUUUGCAAUGGACCUAGACACACUCUUGGUUAGACCAGAUCAUCAGAGGUUAAAUAGCAUAACAUCACCAUCAACACCAAUACCACAUGUAUCAUUAUGCAGCUCCAACCAUGCCACACCUUUUGCUGACACAAUUACCACAAGCUUCCAUCCUGCUAAUAAUGACUAUGUUUUGGAUUAUCCAACUUCAAUUUUUCUUCAAGGGCAGAGGUCAAAUACCUUCUUUGAGCACACUGAUGGACCAUUUUGGGACGUAGAAGACCAACGACAAAAGCUUCUUAAUCCAUAUGGAUUCGGCAACAACACAUGUUCCUUAAAUUAAUAUCAAUUUCACAUAUCUGCCCUACAAGUCUACAAACAUGUUGUUUAAUCUUUUCUAGUAUAGAUAGAAGGAAAUUCCAAACAAGUAGCAGAAUGAGUGAAAAGAAGAAGGGUGUUAUGUUAUGCAGGAAUAAAUAAAUAAAAUGAUCGAUGGUUUGAAUGAAGGGAUUCUAUCUGUUCUAUGGCAUGGUUCCUAGUCCACCAAAUUAAAGUAACAUAUGAACAUGAUGAAUAAAGUGUAGCAAAAUUAAUGGAUGAGGAAGCCAAAAGGACAGAAAAUGCCGACAAAAUAAGACCAUAUCUUUUUCUAGAUCCUUUUGUUCUAAUAAUAAUAUUUGACUCUAAAGUCUUAUUCUGUUGCACAAAUUUCAAGACACUCUGAAUAUGAAUGAAUCCUAGAGAUAUCAUAUCAGGUGGAGGACAUUGAAAUUUAUGUAAUAUCAUAUGUAAAUUAUUAGUAACAAGAUUAAUUCUUGUGUUGUGGUGGUGGUGGUGACAGUUAUUCUGUUGAGACAGUUAAUUUUCUCACGGUUAUUGAGAAAUGAUUAAUGGCUGAUGCAACUCAACAGUAUUUUGACUAGACAUGCCAUGCAAUUUUUUUGGUUUAGUUAACUUCAUGUAUAUUUGCAGAAUCUUCAGAGUUUUGGAAUUAUUAUGGACUUUUCUUUUAUUUA
Molecule: messenger RNA, 1933 nt
Organism: Medicago truncatula (barrel medic)
Lineage: Eukaryota; Viridiplantae; Streptophyta; Magnoliopsida; Fabales; Fabaceae
Product: transcription factor bHLH137
Exons: 8
Coding region: 277-1260 (327 amino acids)
Biological process (GO): regulation of DNA-templated transcription
Cellular component (GO): nucleus
Molecular function (GO): protein dimerization activity; DNA-binding transcription factor activity
Source: RefSeq, a predicted model, not a curated record